Molecule: messenger RNA, 1380 nt
Organism: Alnus glutinosa
Lineage: Eukaryota; Viridiplantae; Streptophyta; Magnoliopsida; Fagales; Betulaceae
Product: benzyl alcohol O-benzoyltransferase
Exons: 1
Coding region: 1-1380 (459 amino acids)
Molecular function (GO): acyltransferase activity, transferring groups other than amino-acyl groups
Source: RefSeq, a predicted model, not a curated record
AUGGCACCACCACUCAACUUCUCGGUGCAUGUCAGUGAGCCAGAGCUAGUCUCGCCAGAGAAACCAACCCCACAAGAAUUCAAAUACUUAUCCAACAUUGAUGACCAAAGUGGCCUAAGAAAUCACAUACCAUUUGUGCACUUGUAUCCUCCAUGCGCAACCGUGGGUGCGCGGGUGCAGGACCCAAUCAUGAUGAUAAAACAGUCCCUGGCUAAGGUUCUAGUAUUCUACUACCCGGUAGCCGGCCGGCUAAGAAAUGCUGACAAAGGCAAGCUUGUUGUGGACUGCUGUGGGCAGGGAGUGAUGUUUCGUAGAGCCAGUGCUGAUAUUACACUGACACAACUGCGCAAGAUUAAUGGAGGGUUGAAGCCACCAUUCCCUCAAUGGGACAAGCUGCUUGUCGAUGACGUAUGGGGCAGCAACUUGAUAACCAAUUCACCAUUGCUCCAUGUGCAGGUGACAACACUUGCUUGCGGAGGGUUCAUCUUAGCUUACACAUUCAACCAUUGCAUAUGCGAUGCCUAUGGUGCUUAUCAGUUCAUAACAGCUGUGUCGGAAUUCUGUAAAAAUCCAAACAGAAACGCUCCUUCCGCCUUACCCACUUGGGGACGAGAAACACUAAAACCACGAUCUCCUCCCAUUAUCUCUUACCCCCAUCAUGAGUAUGAUGACGACUUGAAAAACCCUACCAUCUCUUGCAGUGUAUCCGACUUCAAAAGUCUGGCUCAAACAUCUAUUUUCUUCUCUCGUGCAGACAUAUCAGCCCUCAAAAGCCAAAUUGAUGGCAACAAAUAUCCCACCUUUGACGCAAUCGCUUCAUGUCUAUGGAGAGCAAGAACUCGAACGCUCAUUAGCCCUGAAUCCAGUACAAGACUGAUCUUUCCUAUUGACACCCGUUUUCGAUACAAACCUUCAUUACCAAACGGUUACUAUGGAACAGCUGUUGUAUUUCCUUGUACCGUUAUAAAGGCGGCCAAGCUUGUGGAGGAACCGUUAUCCUACACUGCAAAGCUGAUUUGGGAAGUGAAAAAAGAUGUCAUCAGGGACGAGUAUCGGGCGUCCGUCUUGGACUUGAUUGAGGUGAAUGGACGCAGGGGGUUCUGCAGUGAAGGGGCAUUUGUGGUGUCUGACAUGAGUCGUUUGAGGUUUGUUGAUGUGGAUUUUGGAUGGGGAGGAGGAGUGUACGGCGGUCCGGCAAGAGCCGGGACUGGGAUGGUUCCUGGGAUGGUAACUUCAGUUAUAGGGCACAAGGAUGAGGAGGGUGUUGAAGGGGCGUUGGCCUUAGUUUCUUUGCCACCAGCGUCGCUGGAGAGGUUUCACAAGGAGGUGAGAAAAGAGAUUGAUUCUGCUACUCCUUGCAAACCCAUCUCUGCACUAUAG